GCAGCGAGAGCCGGGGAACUCUGUGUAUUACCUAGUAGUGCUGGCAUAGACUGAGGAGGAGUUGCGCUGUGUGUCGCCCGCUGCUCUCCUCUACAGUAACGUCCCGUUGUACGGUAUUCUCAGCUGCACGGAGCUCUGAGCCGGGAAUGGAGGUGAGGGAAGCCGGUUUGCGCCGCCAGGCCGUCAAGAGGCAUCUUCACAAGCACAACCUGAAGCACCGCUAUGAGUUCCUGGAGAGUCUGGGGAAAGGCACGUACGGCACGGUGAAGAGAGCCCGCGACAAGCAGGGGAAGGAGGUGGCCAUUAAGUCUAUCCGCAAGGACCGUAUAAAAGAUGAGCAGGAUAUGCUACAUAUUCGACGAGAGACUGAGAUUAUGAGCUCCCUGUGCCAUCCUCAUAUCAUUUCUAUAUAUGAAGUGUUUGAGAACAGCAGCAAAAUAGUGAUUGUGAUGGAGUACGCAAGCCAAGGUGAUCUGUACGAUUAUAUCUGCGAGCGCCAGCGGCUCAGCGAACAAGAGGCAAGGCGCUUCUUCAGGCAGAUUGUGUCUGCUGUUCAGUACUGUCACGCGAAUGGGAUUGUACAUCGGGAUCUCAAGCUAGAAAACAUUCUUCUGGAUGAAAACAAAAAUGUGAAGAUUGCAGAUUUUGGCCUUUCCAACAUUUACCACUCAGACAGCCUUCUUCAGACCUACUGUGGCAGUCCGCUGUAUGCAUCUCCAGAAAUAGUCAAUGGCAGGCCAUAUAUCGGACCAGAGGUCGAUAGCUGGUCCCUAGGAGUUCUUCUCUACAUUCUGGUCCAUGGUUGCAUGCCCUUUGAUGGACAGGAUUACAAAAAGUUAGUGACUCAAAUCAGCUGCGGUGCCUACAAAGAGCCAAGCCACCCCUCGGAUGCAUGCGGACUUAUUCGAUGGCUUCUAAUGGUAAACCCUGAGAGAAGGGCCACUCUGACUGAUGUGGCCUCUCACUGGUGGGUGAAUUGGGGAUAUCAGCACUCACUUUGUGAACCAGAAUCGACCAAAGACACCCCAUUCUCAAUUGUUGGUGGAUGGCUUCGGAAAUCCUCCCGUCCUUUGUGGGAUAAUAGUGCUAAGAUGCGCUCGUUUUUACGGCAACAUCUUCCAGGGGCAACAGUAACCCGCCAACGUUCACUGAAGCGAUCCAAGAGGGAAAAUAUGAGUCGGGUAAUAACGCCUCAGGACUCUCAGGAAAAGCCUCCUACUGUGCCACCGGCUCCUAAAAAAGGCAUUUUAAAGAAGCCUCAGCAGAGAGAGUCUGGCUAUUACUCCUCUCCUGAGCACAGUGAGGAUUCACCGAUGGGAGAGGAUGAUGAUUCUCCUGUAUUUACUGUGCCAACAAGUAUGGAAGCUUUGAAUACGGGUACAAAUGGACAAGAGGCAGCCACCAGUGUGGUUAGGAAAGGAAUUCUCAAGCGCAAUGGAAAGUUCUCUUCUGCUGGAGCAGCACCAGAGUUGUCUUUUGAUGCUGUAGACUGUUCUUUAAGGAAUGAAAAGUUACCUGUUGGCACGCUGGCUCGUGAGAAAGUACAGUCCACUGUUAGCCAAGAAAGCAUUCUUUCCACUGAGUCUUUUGAGUUACUAGACUUUCCCACUCGGUACAGAGAGCGUCCAAGAGGAAAAAAUAGAUCUAUGAGGGUUAGUAUCUCCGCAGAAGAUCUUCUGAAAUUAGAAACAGAUGAGAACAAUGAAAAUGAUGGUCCCAGGCUCUGGGAUAUGGGAUGCUAUCGGACACGGAUGGCAGAGAGCUGUCUGUCUUUAGGUGUGGCGGAAGAAGAAGCAAUGCAGGUUUACAGGACUGCGGUGCUCAUUGGUCGAGAGUUGAGCUAAGGUGCCUACUGUGUAUACUUGCUACCAUAAAGAGUCUUCUGAAGACAAAGGAGAGCGGUCACAGAGGCCUUGCUUGGGACUCUCGAUGUUGCCUAAAACACCACCUAAGAAUGUCAAACUGUGAUGACAUUACGAUAGAAUCAAGGAGUGUAGUAUUUAAGAAGAAUAUAAAAGUGGCAACAAUGGUGACAUCCUUCAAUGUUUGCACUGAGAGUCAGGGCACGCAAUGUGCUGCUUAGUUCAGGUUAAUCCCUUUACAAGCUGCUGCCUUAUCGUGAGCUUACCAUACAAGCAACAUACUGUAUUUGAUUGCAUAUUGAAUUGUGCAGGCUCAUACCUUGUAUAUCCUUAUUCUCUGUCUACCACAAAGGUUAUGAAUCCUUGGUGGAUAACAGUGACUUGAAUUUACUUCCUUGUGCCUUGGUUGAAACUUCCCUUUCUACUUGAAAAUACUGCAGCUACCAUGUAAUACCCCAGUGUACAUCCAAAGUCAAAGGUGAAAAACGAAGACACUGGUUAAGGGUUGUAACUAUAAAAUAAACUUGAUAGCACUAAAAACUGAAAGAGGUGGGAGAAUAUAAUUAGUCCAAGAAUUAUAGCUGGAGGGGUUCUAUAGAAACAUGAGUCAUUUCAUUUGCACAGUCUUUGGUCUUGGCCAAUAAUCCAGUGCAAACAAGUUUCCGUGUGUAAACAAGAAUGUGUGCGUGUUUGUAUGUAUAGCUGCGCACGCCCACACGACCUUGAGACAUGACGUGGAUAUUUUUUUAAGGGAUAGAAAAAGAAAAGUCUUCAAACUAAUUGGCAAUGAAAUUAUAAACAUGCCGGGAGCAAAAC
Bufo bufo (common toad) is the source of this 2678-nucleotide messenger RNA. It is a transcript of the gene NUAK2, whose product is annotated as NUAK family kinase 2. Gene Ontology annotation, biological process: protein phosphorylation; microtubule cytoskeleton organization; intracellular signal transduction. Gene Ontology annotation, cellular component: cytoplasm. The coding region runs from base 147 to 1844 and encodes 565 amino acids. Gene Ontology annotation, molecular function: protein serine/threonine kinase activity; ATP binding; tau-protein kinase activity. Lineage: Eukaryota; Metazoa; Chordata; Amphibia; Anura; Bufonidae. The transcript has 7 exons. The record is from RefSeq and is a predicted model, not a curated record.